Molecule: messenger RNA, 1492 nt
Organism: Erigeron canadensis
Lineage: Eukaryota; Viridiplantae; Streptophyta; Magnoliopsida; Asterales; Asteraceae
Product: probable serine/threonine-protein kinase PIX13
Exons: 5
Coding region: 105-1316 (403 amino acids)
Biological process (GO): protein phosphorylation
Molecular function (GO): ATP binding; protein kinase activity
Source: RefSeq, a predicted model, not a curated record
ACUUCAUUUUCCUCAUCUUUCCCGAAAAUAAAUAUAUAACCCGGCCAAGUAUAUAAAAUAUCUACCAAACUACGAGUAUAUGCUUUUGUGUGUAUGUGUAUGAGAUGGGAAAUUGGCAUCCAAAGUUUGUUAACAAUUUCCCUAACACAACUAAAUUUUCAAUCACCAUUAAACCAAAAAAGAAACACACCAUAUCUAAACAACAACAACCACCCACCAUCACCGACCGCAGUCCUUCUACCACUUUUUAUGACGUAGUGUUGUCGAAAGGGCAAAUAGUAACACCAAAUUUGAAAAUAUUCACUUAUGCCGAGCUAAAAAGCGCAACCAAAAACUUUCGGCCAGCCUCUAUCCUAGGAGAAGGUGGUUUUGGACAAGUGUUUAAGGGGUGGCUUGACGGUGUCACAUAUGCUCCGUCUAAGGGUGGUGUUGGAAUUCCGGUUGCCGUUAAGAAAUCAGAUUCCGAUAGCUUUCAAGGUCUUAAAGAAUGGCAGGCAGAAGUGGAGUUCUUGGGAAAAUUUAGCCACCCAAAUCUAGUCAAACUUUUGGGAUAUUGUUGCGAAGAUAAUAAGUUCCUUCUUGUAUAUGAGUAUAUGGAAAAAGGAAGCUUAGAAAACCACCUUUUUAAAAGAGGUACAGAACCACUUUCAUGGGAGACAAGGAUAAAAAUCGCCACAGGAGCGGCUCAUGGACUUGCUUUCAUGCACACUACCGAAAGAAAAGUCAUUUAUAGAGAUUUUAAAUCCUCAAAUAUCUUAUUAGAUGGGGAUUUUAACGCAAAACUCUCAGACUUUGGGUUAGCAAAGUUAGGUCCCAUCAAUGGAGAGUCUCACGUCUCAACAAUCAUAGUAGGCACAUAUGGUUAUGCGGCUCCUGAGUAUAUGAUCACCGGUCACUUAUAUGUGAAGAGCGACGUUUAUGGUUUUGGGGUGGUGAUGCUAGAGAUGAUUACAGGCUUACGUGUACUUGAUCCUAGUCGGCCUUCCUCACAAAUUAAUCUAGUGGAUUGGGCUAGAAGUUCCUUGACUGAUAUUAAGAAACUACGUAGAAUCAUGGAUCCACGGUUAGAACAUGCGUAUCCAUCAAAAGCCGCUAUUAAAGUAGGGGAACUCAUCCAUAAUUGUGUUGAUCAGAAUCCCAAUCAUCGUCCUUCAAUGAAGAAAGUGGUGGCAGUUUUAGAAGAAAUCAGCGCGAUUAAAAUGAAUCAACUAAAUCCCAAUACGAGACACACGAUAGACCCUCGACCUAAACAUAGUUCAGGUGAUCAUUGUCAUGAGAAACAUCACCGGUCUCCUGUCUAUGGGAAGCAAAUGUGAGAAAAAGCUUGAGAUAUGAUGAUCAAUAUAUGGCCUGUAAUGCCAAUAAUUCAUUAUGUUACAAAAGUUGUGAUUAAGAAUUCAAUUACAUGUUAAAUAAUUUAGAAAAUGAUAUUAUAUUGGAUUGUAGGGUAAAGGUUACAUGAUACAUGCUUAUCUUUUUUCAUUGUUUGUAA